Molecule: messenger RNA, 1313 nt
Organism: Solanum pennellii
Lineage: Eukaryota; Viridiplantae; Streptophyta; Magnoliopsida; Solanales; Solanaceae
Product: plastid division protein PDV2
Exons: 2
Coding region: 212-1048 (278 amino acids)
Biological process (GO): chloroplast fission
Source: RefSeq, a predicted model, not a curated record
UUGUUAAAAGGGUUUAUACAGUGAAAAAAAAAAAGAAGCUCUAAUGUCAUCUCUUUAGUUUCAAGAAAGCACCACAAUCACUUGUAUUUCGCUGCUUCUUUUUUCUUUUGUCACUUUCUUGCCACUUCUUUGUCCUCAUUACAGAAACCCCAUUUGCGCAAAAUUCAAGAUUUUCAAUUUGCAGAACCCAAAAAUCAAGAAUCUUAAAGUUAUGGAUGAAGAUAGAAUAGGGUUAGUGCUGUCUAGAAUCUCUGAACUGAGGGUAGAGAUAACGAAUUGUAUUCACAAAGCAUCUAAGAAAGCUGAAGUGGAAUCUGGAAAUGGAGAAGACCCGGAUGGGAAAACCCAUGAGGAUGAUGAUGAAGCAGUGGAUUGCUUGUUGAAGAUUAAGGAUGCUCUUGAAUCACUUGAAGCCCAAGUGUCUUCUUUGCAGGCACUACAAGAACAACAAUGGUAUGAAAAAGAAGCAGCGCUGGCUGAGAUAGGUUAUAGUCAAGAAAAAUUGCUCCAGACACUGAAAGGGUAUGAAGGCAAAGAUUACCAAGUCAUACACGAGGCAAUUGCUUUUGUUUCUGAAACAGUAGAAGACAACAAUGAUCUUCUACUUCCUCCUUACCCUAGCAGACCUUCUCGUACCCUGGUGUCAGACAAGGGUUAUGGGGUACACUUGCCAUCUGCACGGAAACUCACUCAAAAUGGAGUAACUGGUAGCCACAACCACAAUUCCAGGAAAGAUGUCGAUGAAGCUAAUCAUGAAAGAUCUGAGCCUAAAAGCCCAUUAAGAAUGGUUAAAUUCUUCCUCAGUGCAGCAGCCAAGACAGCACUCACAGUUGUUGGUGUAAUAUCUGUUUUGACUUUGGCUGGGUUUGAGCCUCAGAUAAAGAAACGGGAUAAUCAGAUCAACGUUUCGAACUUGUUUCAACAGGUGGCAAACAGCAAAGUCCCCGUGGUUGAAAAUGGUGAAACUCAGUGCGUCGUGAAAGAGAGAGUUGAGAUUCCAUUUGAAUCGGUUGUGGCUACUCCAGAUGUAAACUAUGGCUGUGGAUGAAAGGUUGUUCCUUUUUCUGUCUUCUUUUUGUGUAAAUCCCACUUUAAGUUUUUGACUCUAUUGACUCUGUGUGGCCUGACAAUGUAAUUUGUCUUAGCUAGAGAAAGUUCAGUCAGAAAAUAAAUUUCCCAUAUCUCUCACUGUGCCCUGUAUACCUGAUUUGAUAUCCUUUACUUGAGUCGAGGGUCUAUUGAAACUACAUGGAUAUACUCUGUCCUCUUUGGACUCCACUUGUGCGAUUAUGGUUUUCUUUUUCAAUUGUCAA